Molecule: messenger RNA, 5100 nt
Organism: Stylonychia lemnae
Lineage: Eukaryota; Ciliophora; Spirotrichea; Sporadotrichida; Oxytrichidae
Source: the annotation of a GenBank genome assembly
AUGGAAGGGUGGUAACUAUUAUCUGUGUCAUUUGAUUCUUCAUAGAGUAAUACAGCUAAAAUAAUGAUUAGAUUAAGAAAUUUAAAUGAGUAGAUUGGAAAGAGUGAAAUGAUUUCAAAUAUGAUAUGGAAUGAUCAAAAUCCUUAUAAGCAAGACAUUUACUUAGGGGCAAGUUGUAAUUAUUAGGAUAGAAGAUACGAGCACGGUGGCAUGUUCACAAUAUCAAGGCUCUAUAUUUGGAAGAGUAUGGCAAAUGUAUAGAGUUCAUCAGAUUCAGUAUUUGAUAAAUUUUUCUUUAGGCAAAAUGGAGUUGCUACACCCAUUUGUAUUGGAGCUAUUCCUUGCAACUAUUGUGUUGUUAACUAUCCUAUGCCAAUCUCCUAUAGUGUUUAGUUAACAUGCACUUUAGACAAUCCAUAAGAUAGCUUAUACUAUAUUGCUCGGUGGGACUUUGAUGAAGAUCCUGGAGAUAAUUAGUACGUUAAAGACUUAAGUGUUUAUCAACGUCAUUUAAUGAAGGGAGAUCCUAAUGAGAUAGAAAGUUAUGAACCUUAUAGACUCUUUGGGCAAGGAUAUCUAUUUCAAGGAAUAAAAUCACUUUAUACUACAAGUGCCCCUCAAUUAAACAUGCUUCCAUAAUUUACUAUUGAAAUGUGGCUUAGAAAGUAUCAAGAUUAUCAAUAUUCAGGGAGUAAUCCGUUUAUUACCCCUAUAGAAAUUUCAGAUCUGUAAUAUGGAAAUACCUAGUUCAAAAUGAUGCUCUCAGAAUCAAGCAGAUAAGUUUAUUUAUAUUUUGAGAACUAACACAAUUUCCAAUUUAAUUUUCCUGGUCUCUUUAACUCUACAAGAUGGUAUUUUGUUUCUGUAUCUAUCGCAACUUACUAUAACGUAUUUAAUUAAUAUGGUUACUAUAUUUAUGGUAAGGUAUAAGUUGACAAAAAUGUUACUAAGUUAAUCGAUAGAGACAACAAUCCAUAUUUAAGUUUCCAAAGAGAAUCAAAAAUGAAAUUUUCAUAUGAAAGAUCAGUAGCUUAUAAAUACCUCCGCAUUUAUGGUUAUUCAAAAAUAGAAAAUGAAACAAAAUACGAUAUUGCUGAUUCAUCAUAAUGCUCGAAUAUAGGCAACUAGCCUCCUUGUCUAUUUUGUCCAGGAAGUAUCAAAAAAUGCAUUAGUAUCUGUAAUGAGUCUUAAUAUGGGGAUAAUUGCGAUAAAUGCCAUCCAUUUUGCGGAAAUUGCAAAGGACCUUUGAAAUCUGAUUGCACAAUAUGCCCUAGAAAUGUGACACCUUCUAUGAUUACUUAUUCAGAAACAUUUGGAAACUGCAGUUGCAUAUCAGGAUAUUACUACAAUAUAACUUAUGAUACAUGCGAGCAAUGUGAUUCUAAUUGUAGAACAUGCUUUGGCCCUACUUAAAGUUAAUGCAUGAGUUGUGCUCCCUCUAAAAUAUUUUAUCCUAACACUACAUGUGUAAAUUCAUGCAGUGAUCCUUUAGUUGUUUAAGGAUCAAUAAAUGGCUUUUACAUGUAAGUUGAGUAUUUAGGAGGUAAUCUACAGUAAAUCUGCUUAAAAUGCCAUCCGUUUUGCACUCAAUGCUUUGGUGGACUCAGUACGUAAUGUUCAAAAUGUCUUUUUGGUUAUUUACUGCAAGGCACUAGCUGUAUAGAUAGUUGUCCUGACGGAAAAUAUCCUGAUUUUGCUAACUCAGCCUGCUCAGUUUGUAACAUUUAGUGCAAAACAUGCAAUGGACCCUCAUUCUCUAAUUGUCUAACUUGCAAAUCCCCUAGUGAUUACUAAUAAAAUGGAAUAUGUCAAGCCAAAUGUGACGAUGGAUACUAUCCAGAUUCUAACAGAAUAUGUUAAGUCUGUAAUGUAGCUUGUGAUAAAUGCACAAAUAAAUUCACCUCUACAUGCAGUCAAUGCUCUCUUGGAUAUUUCCUUCAAUGGCAAAGCUCAACUUGUUAAGAUAAUUGCCCUGCAGGAUACUAUGGGGAUGAUGUGACAAAUUCCUGCUUAAUCUGCCAUUAUUCAUGUAAAGCUUGCAGUGGUUAUGGUCCUGAUACAUGUACUAUUUGUGCAGAGGGUUAUCUCAGAAGAGGUGCAUUCUGUGUUGAAUAAUGCGCAAAUAGUGAAUAUAUUGUAAAUGGUUAGUGUGUGUCUUGCGAUUCUAAAUGUUCAACUUGCUAUGGCACUGGCGAUGAUCAAUGUUAUUCAUGCAAUGAAAAUAUAUUAACUACUAUUGGUUACUUUAAGUUUGGUACUUCAUGUCUUGUGAGCUGUCCACUAGGAUACUUUUAAGACAAUAUCCUUAAAACUUGUAUAAAAUGUAACCCUAGAUGCUUAACUUGCUUAUCUGAAGCAUUUUGUACUUCCUGUAUCGAUGGACCAUAUUAAUUAAACAAUGGAGAAUGCACCUUUUUUACCUGUUUAGAUACUUAGUAUAGAGUUAUAAAGCCUUAAAUAGCAUGCUAUGAAUGUGACUAAUCUUGUUUAACAUGUCAAGGCAAAAGUUAGUUUGAUUGCAUAUCUUGCAGACCAAAAAACUUAUUGGUUGCAUAAUAAUGUUUAACUUGCUAUGAAUAACCUGGUAUGACUGAACCAGUCGAUGAUAGUAUCAAUGGUUGUGUUGAAAUUUGUGGUGAUGGUUUUAACUACGGUUAUUAUAAAUGUGAUGAUGGCAAUAUGAUUAAUGGUGAUGGCUGUUCCUCAACUUGCUUUAUUGAAGAAGGCUUUAAUUGUACAGCUGGUACUAAAACUUCUCCUAGUAUAUGUAUGGAUAACAGAAAUCCUACCCCUACAAUAAGCUUUGUAACUGUUUCAAACCUAUUGAUAAUCUAGUUCGAUGAAGAAGUAUCUCUAAAAGAGGAACUUAAUACUAAUAAUUUACUGAUAACUAUUAAUGGAUAAUAGGGACCAUAUAAGUUUGACUGGUAGUUAUAAGACUAAUAUAAGACAAGUGAACCAGUAUAAAUAAUAGGAAUUCAACUUAUGUUUUAUCAAUCACUAAAAGGUGAUCAAAAAGAAUAAGUUCAGAUCGAAUUUCAAAAUACAAAUACCUAUUAAGAUGCUACAGGGAAUGGAAUGGUAACCUAUUCAAUUAAAGCAUAUUUAAAUAAAUAUGAUUACAUCGAUCCUGAGACAAAGGCUAAAUUAGAAUCAGCAGGUGAUACCUCUAUGCUAGCCACAUUUGGAGCUGUUGCUAUUAAUCUUGCUAUUUCAUUAGUUUUUGGUGGAUCAAUCUCAGCAAUGUGGACUAUGGUCAAUACUAUUUAACUGAUAAGCUUGCUUCCUCUUUGUAACAUAAAUUAUCCAGCAAUUUCUGUCUUAGUUUUCCAAAAAAUGUUGGGUUCUCAUGGGGAAUCCACAAUUAUUCCAAAUUUAUUCUAUGAUAAGCUGGUUGGCCGGUCAAAUUCUUAGAUUUAAAUUGAGCCUCCACUCAAUACAAGAUUUUUAGUUUAUGGAUGGCCAAUCAGUAAUUUCUUAUAUCUCUCAGGAAGAAAAAUAUUGAUAUGGACACUAAUCAUUUUUGCAUAUCCAUUAGUAUGGUAUAUGAAGAGAAGAUAUGCAGAUAAACAUAAAAUAUGUAGAUUAUGGAAAAAGGUUGAAUAGAAAUUUAGAUAUACUUUGCUUUUGAGAGGUGUUAUUAUGUCAUAUGUAUCUAUGUAUCUUGCAUUCAUUUUGGGAAUAUUCUAGAUGAAUCUAACAACUAUGGAAAAUACUAUUUCUGCUUUUGCUGCAAUUGCUUUUGGAAUUAUUUUAACUUACCUGCCUAUCUUGCUUAUGAAUAUACUUCAAAGAAACUAUGAAAAAAUUAAAACUGAAAAGUUUAUGCUCUGCUAUUCUACCGUAGUUAAAGAGGUGGAUCUCAGUCACCCAAUCAGAUAUAUGUAUUACCCAGUGUUUCUACUCAGAAGAGCUUUAUUUGCUAUAUCCCUGGUGUUAUUCGCAAAUAGUCCUUUCAACUAAAUCAUAUUUAUGAGUGUAACUUCAGGAGUAAUGAUAAUAUAUGUAGUUAUAAUUAGACCGUAAAAAGACAAAGUGAUGAUUGUUAUGACUGCUCUUGGCGAAGGAUUAAUUUUGUUUUUGCAUUUAUUUUCAAUCGUCUUUUUAGAUGAAGAUUUGCCAGAGGAUAAGGCUAAUUCAUAUGGAUGGCUAUUAAUAAUAAUUGUAGGAUUCUAUAUUUUAUCAAACUGGAUAUUGAUUGUGACCAUUACACUAAGACAGCUUAGAUAAUAGUUUAAGGAUAAUAAGCACUAAAAAGAAAUCGCUAAGUAGAAAGCUCAAGAGGAUGUUGAAUACAAAAAAUGGAAAAAGAAGAAAUAAAUAAGAUUAAGACUAAAUAAGGAAUAAAAUAAGUUUGUAAUGAUAGAAUAGCUAGAGGAAGCGACUAACAUUAGAAAUUCCAUGAAUUCUAUUGAUAACUAUGGAGGGGGAAAUUAUUACAGAGGCUCAAGCUAUACAAAUACGUAUUAGCUAGAUUAGUCUUAUGGUACCAUACCAAUUGAUUCUCCAGGGCUUUUUCACAAUCCAGAAAACUUUACUCAGAUGCAAUUAGAAAGGGGGCAACAUACAGGAUUUAAACUUUAUCACAAUGAGCCUUGUGAAACCUAUCAAAGCAAUUUUACUGAGAGAUCUUUCAUGUCAAACAGCAAAAGAGAAUUGAAAAGAGACUUUUCCUCAAACAGUAGAAGUGGUGAAUUUAACAUUCUAGGUAUUUUUCUUUAAUAUUUAGCCAUUUUAGAUACCAGCCCAUAAGCAAAGCUCUUGAGACCGGCCAGCAAAUUUUUUAUUAGAUAGGCAUCAGAUUAAGAGCAUUCGUCUAAUGAUAAUUCUAUUAGUGCUAACUCUAAUAAUCCAUCAGGAAACGAACUUUCAGGGAAAUCAUCCUAAGACAAAGAUAAUGAAGAAGAAUCAUCUAAAAUAAUGGAAAAUGCAAAUAGAGAUCUAAACUUAUAAGCACCUUCAAUGAUGAAUGUGCAGCAAUUUAUGGUUAUUGAAUAGCCAUCCCCUAAUUAAUAGGAUCCUUAGUUGCCUUCAUUAGGUAAUCGAAAAUAGGAUUAUACCUAAACUGAUUAUGAACAAGAUUCAGUCAACUCUAACUGA